This is a messenger RNA of Haliaeetus leucocephalus (bald eagle), 1032 nucleotides long. RefSeq names its product mannosidase, endo-alpha-like (gene MANEAL). Lineage: Eukaryota; Metazoa; Chordata; Aves; Accipitriformes; Accipitridae. Gene Ontology annotation, molecular function: alpha-mannosidase activity. The record is from RefSeq and is a predicted model, not a curated record. Gene Ontology annotation, cellular component: Golgi apparatus.
AUGCCCGCAGCGUGCGUUAUCUCCUGGAACCGAAAGCCAGCGAACAGAAGCAACCCCCGAGCGGCGAACUGCCCCCCCAGGUUCGAGACACCGGACCACGCCGUGCCCCGAGGGCGCGUCCCACGCGAGGCUCGGCGGCUCUGCCCACGGCAGCGCACCCGCACCUUCGGGGCUCGAGCCCUCCUCCCCACGCCACGACCUGCUCUGUCCGGUGCUGCUGCGGGAGUGCUGGUUCCGCCCCGGUACCCACCCGGCCCAGCAGACAACAACAGUGAGCCGUCGGACAGCCUCGUGCUCUCCGUAGUGGAUGCUGCGUGCAGGUACGCCAUAAAGGUUGCCUUUCAUAUCCAGCCAUACAAAGGGUGCAAUGACCACACCAUGCAUGAGAAUAUCAGAUACAUCAUGGACAAAUACAGAUCACACGCAGCUUUUUGUAAGUCCAAGACCAGCACCGGCAAUAGUCUCCCACUGUUUUAUAACUAUGAUUCCUACUUGACAUCAGCUGAAUCCUGAGCCAACGUUCUCACGCCAUCAGGCUCCCAUUUUCUCUGCAACACCUCUUACGACGCUGUGUUUGUAGCGCUGCUUGUGGAGGAGGGACACAAGCAUGAAAUCCUCUCCGCAGGGUAUGAAGGCAUGUACACAUACUUUGUGUCCAACGGUUUCUCUUUUGGCUCAUCCCACCAGAACUGGAACGCAAUCAAAACUUUCUGCAACUCCAGCAAGCUGAUGUUCAUCCCCAGCAUUGGCGCAGGCUACAUCAACAGCAGCAUUUGCCCCUGGAACAACCACAACACUCGGAAAGUCAAUGGGAAGUACUAUGAAACAGCUCUGCAGGCUGCUGUCAUGGUCAGGCUAGAGAUCGUCUCCAUCACAUCCUUCAACACAUGGCACGACGGCACCCAGAUCAAGAAAGCUGUACCCAAGAAGACUGACACGCCUUUAGACUACCUUCCUCAUCAGCCGAGCACAUACCUGGAGCUGACUCGCAGGUGGGCAGAACAUUGCAGCAAAGAGAAGAUGUCCCGCUGA